AGAAUUGCCCUUGCAUAUCUGGUAGGCGCACUUCUUGAGAUCUCAACAAAGAGCUCACAAACCAAGGAUCUGUCUCCUGGCUGGUACACUUUAUUCAAGCUAUACGGUUGGCAAUGGCUGCUUGGUGGAUGUGUCCUUGUUGUUUAUUUGGGAGUAAUAUAUGGGAUAUACGUCCCUGAUUGGAACUUCACUAUCCAUAAUACAGAUAGUCCAAACUAUGGGAAGGUUUUCACUGUAGCUUGCAGUGCCAGAGGAAAAUUGGAUCCCCCGUGUAAUGCUGUUGGAUAUGUGGACAGACAAGUGCUAGGAAUCAAUCAUAUGUAUGAACAUCCAGCUUGGAGGAGAUCUUCAGCUUGUACUGAGAAUUCCCCUUAUGAGGGCCCAAUUCGAAAAGUUGCUCCAUCAUGGUGUUAUGCUCCAUUUGAACCGGAAGGAAUCCUCAGCUCAAUUUCAUCUAUUCUCACAACAAUCAUUGGAGUGCAUUUAGGACAUGUGCUUGUACAUUUAAAGUCUCACUCAGAUAGGCUAAAACACUGGGUGUCCAUGGGCCUUGCUCUUCUUGUUUUAGGAAUCGUUCUUCACUACACAAAUGCAAUUCCAUUAAAUAAACAAUUGUACAGCUUCAGCUAUGUUUGUGUAACAGCAGGUGCAGCCGCAUUGGUGUUCUCAGUCUUUUAUGUUUUGGUUGACAUAUGGGGGUUGCGGUAUCUUUUUUUGCCAUUGGAAUGGAUUGGCAUGAAUGCUAUGUUUGUUUUUGUGAUGGCAGCCGAAGGAAUCUUUGCAGGAUUCUUUAAUGGAUGGUAUUAUGAGGACCCCCAUAAUACACUGGUUUACUGGAUUCAAAAGCACAUCUUCAUAAAAGUGUGGCACUCAAGAAGAGUAGGCAUUCUCCUAUAUGUUAUAUUUGCAGAGAUCUUAUUCUGGGGUAUUGUGGCAGGCAUUUUACAUUGGUUGGGCAUUUACUGGAAGCUUUAGCUACUUAUGGCAAGUAUUAUUUUUGAAUUUCAACAAUGUAAUUUGCUUCCACCAGAACUCUUGUGUACCGAGCCACAACGCCCUAUCCCCUAUGUUGACCAGUGACACUAGACAUCUGUUUAUACUUGCAUGAAGUCAUCUGUCAGGCUGUGUUCUCUGUGGUCUUACAUAGAGAUGAUAGUGCCACAAAUAAUAUGAGAUGAGCUGUGUAUGUCUUUCUUCUUAAAAUGCUCUUGGCUCAGUUGUAGUAGGAAAUUGUGUUAAUUCUGUGUAAGUUGAGUUGUAACUAACUAUGAAAGUCCUAUUUUCAACAAAUAUGAAUGGUGAGAAGUUUUCCUUCA
Macadamia integrifolia is the source of this 1316-nucleotide messenger RNA. Its product is annotated as heparan-alpha-glucosaminide N-acetyltransferase. The record is from RefSeq and is a predicted model, not a curated record. Lineage: Eukaryota; Viridiplantae; Streptophyta; Magnoliopsida; Proteales; Proteaceae.